This is a messenger RNA of Zootermopsis nevadensis, 1591 nucleotides long. The record is from RefSeq and is a predicted model, not a curated record. Lineage: Eukaryota; Metazoa; Arthropoda; Insecta; Blattodea; Termopsidae.
GGUAUACUGUAUGGUCAACAGCUGAUCGUGGAAGGUUUCAGGAUUGUGGGUUAUGAGGUUGUAGUAUGGUGUAAUUAGAUCUUUUAGUGCAAAAGCUUGAUGGCCUUGAGUUGGCAAAUUCAGUACAAGGGAUCAGCAUUGUUCACAGAAAUUUACGCAAGCUUACUACUAUUAAAAUGUUUAUAGUUGGAGUAACAGGUGGCAUAGCGACGGGAAAGAGCGCCGUCUGUGAAAUAUUCAAGGAAUAUGGUAUUCCUGUAAUUGAUGCUGAUGUUGCCGCAAGGAAAGUUGUUGAGCCUGGUAGAAAGGCAUGGCAUCUGAUAAAGAAGGAGUUUGGUGACGCUGUGUUUCAUAAAGAUGGGCAACUUAAUCGUGAAGUUCUUGGUGAAAUCAUUUUUGACAGUGUGGAGAAGAGAAAGAAGCUGAAUGAAAUUACACAUCCUGAAAUCUACAGUGAAAUGUUUUGGGCAGCUGUUAGAUGCUUCUUUCAAGGUCAUCAGUUCAUUGUGAUGGACUUGCCACUCCUGUUUGAAUCAGGAAGCAUGGUAGAUUAUCUGUAUAAAAUAAUAGUUGUGACAUGUGAGGAAGACCUUCAACUUCAGCGACUUAUUGAAAGGAAUUUUAUGACAGAAGCCAAAGCCAAGAAACGCAUUAGUGCCCAGAUGUCUCUGGAGCGUAAAUGUGAGCAAGCACACUUCGUUGUAGAGAACUCCGGUACAACACAGGACACACGUGAACAGGUUCUGCGGAUAUUAUCUAUUCUCCGCAGCUACAGAGCACACUGGAAGCUGAGAGCGAUCGCAGGACUCUGCUGCACUGGACUAGUGUCACUGCUAAUCUGGAUUGGCUUCAGGGUUCUCUACUCCCAGCAUUCAACGGUGUCUCGUCGUCGGUAGUCAGACAUCAUUACCUAGUUGUGUAUUUAUGAUUUGUGCUUGGGGCAGCAAGAUGUUUUCAUAUAUAGCCAGGCCUAAUGUACAGAGCCUAUUCCUAAUAUGCAUUUGUCUGAGUGAAAAAGUAAUUAGCGAAAGCCAAACUUAAUGCUGGUGGUAGGACAAGUGGAGAACUAACAACGUAACUGCUAUGUAAGACACAGCUGUAAAAACUACAGUGGAUAUUUGCAGAGGUUUAUCAAGCAGACAGAUGUAGAAUGAGUGGAAUUUAGUCCACAUGAAUGGCGUUUAAAACAGCAUCAUCAUUUUGUAAUGGCUAAUAGUCAUUCACCUAGUCAAAUUCCCCAUAUUUUAUUGAAUCUGAAGUUUCAUUAACAUGCUACCAAAGUCUGCCAAGUCCAAGAUCUUGUGUAAUAUUUUGUAACUUGUUGAUAUUUUACAGUUAGAAGUGUUUAACCCUCUGUCAAAACUGGAAGACCUUCCUUUAUUGGUUGUCCAUAAAUGCUUAUUUAAUGUGCUCACCGUCAUCCUCGAUUACAAGUAUCUAAACAAAGUGAAAAGGCAAACACUUGUGACUGGAAUUAAAUUAUUUUAUAAUGUGAUGAAUACUUCUAUGCCAUAGUAGUGAUUCUACAUUGUUUUUUCUCCUUCCCAUCUGAAUGUAAGAAGCGCUGAAAUAAAUUAUAUUUAAAAGUGUA